Corythoichthys intestinalis (scribbled pipefish) is the source of this 6353-nucleotide messenger RNA. RefSeq names its product BCL2 like 12 (gene bcl2l12). Gene Ontology annotation, biological process: regulation of extrinsic apoptotic signaling pathway. The transcript has 7 exons. Lineage: Eukaryota; Metazoa; Chordata; Actinopteri; Syngnathiformes; Syngnathidae. Bases 1377 to 2564 code for a protein of 395 amino acids. The record is from RefSeq and is a predicted model, not a curated record.
UUUACUUUUGUUCCAUGAAGAAUCCAGAAAGGGUUAUUUGAUUGUGGCUUUCUGAAAAACAAUAAAUUUUAAAAUUUUUACAUUCUGUUACAAACUGACCCCGGCUCCUCAUCAGAGAAGGGAAAAGUUAUGUGGCCCUCACAGGAAAAAGUUUGGGGACCCCUGGUCUUAAGUGUCAAAAAGAAAUGUAAUGGCUAAAAAUAGUCAAUUGCGCAAUAAAGCGUAAACCCUUUCAUGCACUAUUUAUUUAUUUUGUAUGUUUUGAUUAAAUUCAUACAGGACAGCACUCACAAAUGUAUGGCCCAGCGGCCAAAUACUCGAUCAAAUCCGAGACAAUAUUUUGUGGCUCCCAUUUGACAUCCAAUUAUUGUAUGAUUAUUAUAGUAUUAUUGUUGCCUGCAUGUAUUUUGUGAUGUGCCAUUAAAAAACAUUUAUAGAAAAAUUAUAUAUUAUUAUAUUAUUAUUAUUACAUUAUUAUAUAGAAAAAUAAAUAAAUAAAUGCAAUCAAUUUAUUGAAGGAUGCAUUUUAUAUAAAAAAAAAAAAAAGAUUAUUUAAAUAGUUAUGAAUAAUUUAAAAUAAAAUAAAAAACAAUUAAAAACAUAAGCAAUCUAUUAAAAAAUAUACAUAAUUCAAUAAAAUGAAAUUAAUUAAAUAAAAAAAAAUUGUCAUAAAUUGAAAGGAAGAAGAAGCCAUAAAUUCAAAUAAGUGUGGCCUGUGCGUGUAUUGCUCUGGGAAAUUUAUGUUUUGUUGAUGUUAUUUUGUGACUUUAGAUAGCUUGACUAUUUGGCUGCCAUUGACGGCAAUUGCUCUCCAAUCCAUUUUCACUGUGAGAAGCUGGAAGUAAUCAAAUGGAUUGAAAUGGCUUGAAUUUAUAUUGCCGUCAAUAGGUAUCUUUAAUAUCAAUUUUCCUUUUUUACGAACCACCACAACACAUAUUCUGUGACCUGAGCUGGCAGUGAAUUACUUCAGCUGAUAGUAACUUUUGAAUAGAUAUCCGCUGUAGUGACCAUUAUCCCUAAAAGGGUUAAACAACAGGCACCUGGCCUUUUCCAUUUUUAAAAUGUAUAUAAUUAUAUAUAAUUCUUAUCUAAUAAUAUUGUUAUUAUUUUAAAUAAAAGAAUACUGGUGUCGUCAGCGGUGUCUGCCAGCCUGGUGGUGAGAAAAUCCCUUCAAGCUACUGUCUGUCGAAAUGUGAGCCAAAGAGGACAUCUAGCGGCAAAUAUUGAAAACUACAGCUAGAAUGAACUACUGUACUGUAUGAAACUAACUUUUGGGACGUGCCAGACCAGUCCAGGCGCCGCCUCGCCACCUACUAGUGUUGCCGCGCACUACCACAACUUGGAAAUCUCUGCCCAGCCCACCGACUCCCAAAGUGAUGUCUAUGGGCCGCUGUUCGUCCGUGUCCUCCAUCUCUCUACUUGAUAUCAAAGCUGAGAGCCGUCUAGUCCUACAAGCUUUCCUCAAUCAGACACUGUCCAUCCCAUUUGUGGAACGGCCAGGCAGAGUAGGAGGUGGCUACAAGGAAUACAACAAAUACAGUGCUAGUGUUAAGCCAAAUCCCAAAGUAAAAGAUGGGUGGGAUUCUCAAGCUGAAGAUCAAAGCUCAGCAGAUGAGAAGAAGCCAGGAUUUAAGGAUUUCCUGAAGCAACUGCCCCGGCGUAGUUAUGCACGCUCUUCUAACAAGGAUGGGAAAGGUUCUUUGGAAAAGGACAACAAGCCUAGAGCGCCAAACAUUAGAGAGCUGUCUGAGGAAGACAUUUUAUCUCCCUCCUCUACAUCCGAAGAAGACGACGGUGACAAGAAACAGAAAGGACUGAACAAAAAGAAGCUUAAAAAAAAGAUUUCCAAGUUUUUCAAGAUAAAGGAGAAGGAAAAAGAGAAAGAAAAUGAUCAAGAGAAGGAGAAGAAACGAGAGGAGAAAGAGGGACCUAGCUCUCAACCUAAGAGACCUUCCACAUUGCUAAUAGACAAAACAGCUGAGCCAAUCUCACCCCUUGUUUCCCCAAAUCACCCUCCUGAAUUCUAUAAUGAAGUUGCGCAGAAGCUGGAAAAAAUCGCACAAAGGUCUACGAGUACAAAGAAGGUGACUCCCCUCACUCCCCCACAAGAUCCCUCAGUUGUGGACAACAAAGAGCUGGUGGUUCAGCAGCUGGUUCAAGUUCUCUCUGUCGAGGCAGAGUCUAUUAACAAUAAGAUUCAGAUGGACCCAUUUCUGCGCUCAAGUUUGGCUCGCCUAUCGUACCCAUCCUUCGCGAGGCUUCUCGACACUGUCAGCAGCACUCAGGUAUUGGAUGUCCCACUCCUCCAGCCAACAGCGAGCCCGACUUUGCGCCGCAUGGCCGUCUCUAUGGAAGUGUCAAGGCGUAUAGUGACAGCUACAGGUGUCCAUCGCAUGCAAGGGUAUGCAGAGUGCUACAUGGAGAAUUUUGCCCCAUGGUUAAAGAGUCGAGGAGGAUGGGUAAGUGCUUGUCAGAGUCCCACUCUGUCUUACAGCCAGUCUGAAAUCAAAAAAGCACUUUCAUGCACGAAUGAGGAUUUUCCAUCCUUACGGGGCACUCAUUGAACUCACUGGCUGCCAUUGACGGUGCUAACUUCCAAUCCAUUUCGACCGGGACUUCUAGCGCCGUCAAUGGCGCUGAAACAUUAAUGCAUGAACGGUUUAAAUGUACACCACGUGUCAUCCUUAAUAGAAAUCUGUUUUGUAUUUUAUAAUUCCUGUGGUUUGAGGUUUACCGACAUUUACAUAUUUCAUUUUAUCCUCAGGAGAAUGUGGCCGAGAUGAAGGAUCCUGCUGAAUAUGACUGAAUUGUGUCCAUUGUGCCACUGAGGUUAGAAGAAGAAGACUUGUUGCAUUUUUGUUUCAACUAAGUUAUUGUUGUGAAUCCUUACUCGUCAAAUUGGAUUAUUGUUCUAUCAAAGUAAAGGUAUGAUCAAGUUUGAAUGACUUUAAGGAAUUUAUAAAAACAUCCCAUUUUAAGGGAGUUCUCGUCUAAUAAUGCCUGCAAACUACAGUAUUUGCAACAUUUGACCAUAAUACCGUCAUUAAGUGCAAAAUGCCGAAUACUACCUCCAUUGAGUAUGUAGCUUUGAGAUUCUAGUUUAACCUUGUUAUGAUCUGUUCAUUUUGUUUUUGUUGCAUUAAUACAUUGACAAACCCUUAAAAUCAUGCAUUUUUGUAUACCAACAUUUUUCAUAUGUUUGUUUUUUGGAAUUACGCUUGAAAAUGUUAGACAUAUGUAAGCAGUUAUUACAUGUGUACUGUAUUUGUGUCUUUUGUUUGUAAGGAUAGUUAGACUUUAUUGUUAUAUUAUUGGUUUGUGGUGGUAGACAUUUGUAACCAGAGCAAACAGUCUUGUUGUCAAGUGCAAAGUGAAACCAUUAACAAUUUUAAAAAAAUAUGUUUUUUAUUUAUUGCUAUUUAAAUAAUUGAUUUUUUUUGUUUGCCCAUCGCAAAAUAUGUGCAGGUGACACUAAUACUAUAAUGGACCUAUCACAAAGCUCCGCCCCCUUGUAAAACUCAGUCAACUAAGGCAUUGUCAAAUUCUCUCAGUGACAGUGAUUGAGUUAACGAACGAUUUAUGGAAGAUGGCGGGAGUUCAGAUUUCUGAAUUUGUGUAGUGAUUGGCUAGUAAACAAGUAGGCAGUCAAAUGUUAGCAAAUUAAUAUUAAUUGUUAAGUUUAUGUUUUUACUGCAUGCUAUCAAAUACUUUUUUUUUUUUUUUUUUUACAAAUUGAUCAUUAACUUACCUUUGAGCAAGCAUAAGUGUUCUUGGGUGACUGUCUUGACAUUCAGUUGUUUAUGAGGUCGACGACAGAGCCUUAUCUAUAGCGUGCAUUUGUCGAGCCUUAUUUUAGGCUGUGAAAAAGGACAAAAAAAAUUCCUCCCCUCAAUCUUUUGGGUUACCUGGUGUCGGAAUUACAGGUACUCCACGUUCUCCAUGCACAGCAUUAAACUAUCGGGUUUUUGCUAUUUUAAAGUUAGAAAAAAAAUAUGUUUUAAGUCACAACUACACAGUAUUCCGAUGCAACUCUGUGGCUAGGUGUCCAACUUUUGUGAUUUAGGGCAUGGUUUUGCCAUAGGUCCAUUAGAUGUCAAAUGGGGUCCCAGAAUAUUGUCCUGUGGCUUGUAAUUUAAACAUAUAAAGCAACACUUUGUAACUUUUCAGUUAGGUUGAUUUUAGCGACGCUGGUGGAAAAAAGCGCUAGUGUUUUGCCUAAAGAAAGACUGCGUUUCCCAUGAGGACCAGCGCACACCCAAACAGUGUCGUAAAAUCAUCAAUGAAUCAAAAAUCAAUCUCCCGGUCACCUGCAGAUAGAGUAAACAUUUUUUUUCCAGAGGCUGUGUGAAGGACAAAUAGUUAUAAGUAGAGAUCGAUCGGGUCCGAUCACGUCAUUUUCAAAGUAUUGGAAUCGGCAAAAAAAUAUCGGACAUGCCUUUUUUUAAUAUAUAUAUUUGUUUUAAUUAAAUCGUUUUCUAAUUGUAUUUAACGUUACAGACAUAACAUGUUACACUCAUCUAGAGUCUUUAGGCUUAAGGUAGGGUUAUCAAAUUUAUCCCGUUAACGGCGGUAAUUAAUUUUUAAAAAAAUUUAUCACGUUGAAAUAUUUAACGUAAUUAACGCAUUGUUGCGUUCAAUCUGUAAUGGCGCCGUUUUACUUAUAUAUAGAGCUAAAAGGCAGCGUAAAAUGAGUAGAGUGAAUUUUGGCAGCCUUUGGAGCCUUUUUUAAUUGGCUAAAGCCUUACAAUCACUCUCUCUACGAUUAGAUAUAUCCUGGGAAGCAAUGUGGGGAAGAAAGGUAGUAAUUGAUCUUUUUCUUAACACCCUAUGUUAUUUCCCAAUGCAGAGAAGAUAUAUCAAUUGGUACCACUACGCACAGUCAUGGUUGCACUUCCCAUCAUGCAUUUGGGCAGAACAGUUAAAUGGCUACAGUAUCAUUUACUGAAAGCUCAACAAAUACACUAGAUGGCAAUAUUUAGUCACAAUAUACAAAGUCACAUUUAUCCUUUAAGAAUUACAAGUCUUUCUAUCCGUGGAUCCCUCUCACAGAAAGAAUGUUAAUAAUGUAAAUGCCAUCUUGAGGAUUUAUUGUCAUAAUAAACAAAUACAGUACUUAUGUACUGUAUGUUGAUUGUAUAUAUUCGUCCGAGUUUUAUUCAUUUUUUUCUUAAUGCAUUGCCAAAAUGUAUAUGAUCGGGAAAAAUUAUCGGGAAUGAUUGGAAUUGAAUCGGGAGCAAAAAAAAAAGCAAUCGGAUCGGGAAAUAUCGGGAUCGGCAGAUACUCAAACUAAAACGAUCGGGAUCGGAUCAGGAGCAAAAAACCAUGAUCGUAACAACCCUGGUUAUAAGGUAAUAAAUUCAGUUGUGGCUAAACAAUAGCAUAUGACGGUUAGCAACUGUGUGGCUUAGUGUGGCUAACCCCCCAACACCACCCCCAAACCGAACUUGUCAACGCUGACAAGUUCGGUUUGGGGGACGGGGGGCGUCACGCCAGCGAGUGAAAGCCGGGCCAAUGUUUAUUGUUGAGUGCCCUUAUAUCCUUAUUCUUCCUCAGACAAAACAUUUUGUCUCUUUUGUUGCUCUGCCAUCUUUGCAGCAUUCACGCGGAAGUGUUCACAUCUACUGCUGUCUUUAUAAUGAAUGGGGAAAGGGGGAAGUGACGUAUGCCGUAAAGCAGUCAGCGCAUUUGUAGUUUUUUUUGUGUGGCAGGAUUCCUGCCACCCUCCUCAAAGUUAAUUAGUACCGGUGAAAACGAUACAGAACCCCUCAAGAUAUAAAAGAGGUGUCAUUCAACUAGUUGUCAGUCGAUAUAUUAUCACAAAUGUUAUGAAAAUAUUUUAUAAAGGUUGAAAAGUUACCUAGUGUUGCUUUAAGAGAAAAAAAAAUCAUCAUUCUUGCAUGAAACGUACCAAAAUAAUAAUAACAGCAUGCUGAUUUGACUGUUGGUGGUAUUUCUAACUACACGCUUUCAAAACAAAAGAGGAACAAGAGGUGAAGCAAUGAUAUACACUAUAUUUAUUCACAGCCUUAUUCACAGCCUGUACAAGUUCGUCAGUCGGCAAUAUGGGGGAAAACAUGAUUCUUGACAAGUUUGAAUGUGGAGUCAGCGCAAGUCUGUGAAGCAAGGCCAGUUUACGCAUCAGUGCCAAUUAUCUAAUGGCUCUGUGAGCUUUAUUGUGUGUGUUUUUGCACUCUUGAAAUUGUGAGUGUAUUGAAAGUACAAUGUAUUUUUUUCCCACUUUGUUUUAUGAAAAAAAAAAGAUCUUGAUUUGGAAUGUUUGAAAAAAAUAAUGUUUUAUUGUUUAAAAAAAAAGAAGCUUUUUUUGGAAUGUUUAAAAAAAUAAAAUUGUUGAC